GGAUCAUGGGUGACGAUGGGAUCGCUGCCCCCCCUAAAGAGUGGUUGUACUGUCAUCUGAGAGAGACUGCCCAACUAAAAAAAAUUAAAAGCAAGAACGGAAACUCAAGCCAAAACUACAUCUCUACAGGAUUAUUUUUUCCCUGAACACGAGACGCUACUUUUCUUUCCAUACAGGCACGGGAAAAAUAAUGAAGUGACGAUUUCCAUUAUUGCAACCACUACUCCUGGAACAAUGUGCACAAAGGCAUUGUAUGCUGAUAGCUGUCGAAAACUCAAAAUAUUGCUUAUUAACAGUACAUUUUCCAUUUUUUUUAAGAAAGUUGUAAUAAAUUUAAGAGAAAGAAACACACGACAUAAUUUCAUAUUUGUGUGUUGGACCCAGCAGUUCAAUCCUGAGCAUUCACUGACUGGUUGCUCACCGUUGGAUUUCCAACCUGAAAAGCAGAACCCUUGUUGUAAUGUCGGGUUGCAGAAUCCAAACCAACUUUUGUUACAAUCACAAAGGCCAUCCCUUGUUUUUCUAUUUUUUAGCAACUUCCUUGUGUACUUGCAUGUUGGUAGUAUCAGAGUAACACAAGAAGAUAAGCACCACUCAAUGAUUAAUAAUGGGAGAAAACUUGCUUGUCUACUUGGCUGGAGCCCCGUUCUUCUUUCAAUUGUCAUUGAAGAAUUCAAUGUAUAAAUGGGUUCUCCUACCUGGUGCAAAUCAACACAAUUUUAAGUUUUGACUACCAGCAUUCAUUCCACUCAUUAAUCCUGCAAUAUUAAGCCGAUGGAUUCUAAUGCAUCAGGCUUCCUUCUAAACCCUCCAGCUCUUCACUCUACUUACUAUCAGCCUAGGGAAGAUGAUGGUAUUAUUGAUCUGGGUCUCAGUCUCAGAACUUUGAAGCCUGAGGCUUAUCAUCCAUCUGGACAUCUGGUAGGCCUGGAGGGAUAUGGUGACCUGAUGGACUGGCCUCGGGCAAACUCACCACUAAAACACUCCACUUCAAGCUACAUUAGAUUUACCCCACAAGAUUGUGACGAGGAGGCAGAGGGAGUUCAGAGCAAAGACAGGUGGGCUUAUGUGAAGGUAAACAUGGAUGGGGUGAUUGUUGGUAGGAAAAUAUGCAUGCUAGAUCAUGGUGGUUACUCAAGCCUCGCACUUCAGCUCGAAGACAUGUUUGGAAGACAAUCUGCAUCUGGGUUAAGGCUGUUCCAAGCAGGUUCUGAAUUCUGCCUGUUCUAUAAGGACAGAGAGGAGAAUUGGAGAACCGUUGGUGAUGUUCCUUGGAAGGAGUUUGUAGAAAGCGUCAAGCGGCUGAGGAUUGCACGAAAAAGCGAACCUCUUCUUCCAUAUUCACCGGCCUUCUCCUGAAUUGUUCUUCUGCCAUCACACCUUUUUAGGCAUUUCUUUGAAUUGCCAUGUCUAUUGUGUAUGAGGCAAAAAUGAGUAGUUAACUUUUAAGCUCCCAAGAAGAAUGAAAGAUGACAUUUGUAUCAGAUAGUAGCCAGCACAUAUUUCAUGUUUCGAGUGGAUAAUUUUUUUAA
Messenger RNA from Populus trichocarpa (black cottonwood), 1532 nucleotides. Its product is annotated as auxin-responsive protein IAA32. The transcript is spliced from 4 exons. The record is from RefSeq and is a predicted model, not a curated record. NCBI's taxonomy places the organism in Eukaryota, Viridiplantae, Streptophyta, Magnoliopsida, Malpighiales, Salicaceae. Bases 775 to 1359 code for a protein of 194 amino acids. Gene Ontology annotation, molecular function: protein binding. Gene Ontology annotation, cellular component: nucleus. Gene Ontology annotation, biological process: regulation of DNA-templated transcription.